UACAAAAGGAUUAACAUUUCGUUGGGAUAUCUUUAACAACUCGCUCUUGCAAUAAAGAAGUGAGACCAAUAAUCAUCGCAAGGGGGGAUAGAUGUUAUCUUGAGAGUACUGCAGUUAAAUUGCUAAAAAGAGAUAUUGGAUUUAGUAAAAAUCCAAGACCAAACGAGAGGAAAUAUGCCAUCGACGGGGAAUUUGACAGCCCACAUUUGAAAGUCCUCAGAGUCAAGCAGCAGUUCACUGAUAACCGAUCACAGCUCCUUUUGUAGACAUCAAAAGUGCUCCCUCCUCUCGAUUCUUUGGCUGCUAGGCGUUUAUAAUGAAGAAAAGCACUAGGUUUAUUGUUGUGUUAGUUGGGUUAUCGCUUCUACUCACGAGACACUGCCAGGCAAGACGGAAACCAAAACUGAACGUGUUUAUCGAUGGAAAAGAGGUCGCGCGCUUUCUUUAUGAUAUCCGUAGCUCGCUGUACCUGGUUCGCGACAGUGAAGUGGCCGCCAUGUUGAUGAAACCGCUGACAAACCUCGUACCACCCAUACAGCCAAACAUCCGGGACAUCAAGUUUAAAUUCAACUCUAAUGGGAAGGUGAGUUACUCGCUCUCCUUCCGCUCGAGUAACGAGUCGGUCAUGGCCCACCCGAGAGCAAGCAUCCCGCUGACUGGACUCGUCCCGCGGAAAACAAAAGCUUUCCGUGUACACUUUCCCUGUACAGAGCGCCUAUCUGCAGAAGUCGUAGUUCAUAUAAAUAUCUCUUUUACCAAUCGCAAUGGCCGUAAGAUUGUGUGGGGACCGUUACACCUAGCCUUACGAAGACGAUGUCGCGCCACGCUCCGCACAACAGACUUUCCCCAGUCUUCUCAGAAAACUUCGUCCAGUACUCUACCAAUACCUCGGAUGUGUAACAAGAAAUGCACCAAGAGGCACAUCUUCAGACGGUUCUGCCUUAGCGACUACGCUAUAAGAGCAAGAGUCGAUUCAGAAGUUCACAAAAAUGGCCAUCAGCAGCUUCGUGUGCGCGUCAGUACGCGGUACAAGUCCGGCGCGGUGCGCAUCACCAAGAGACAGCUCCUGGAGCUGCGAGGGCGGGAGCUGACUUGUAACUGCUCCCAGGUGCUCCCUUCCAAGGUCUACUUGAUCAUCGGCAAGGAGGAUAAGCAUAGGAGGGUGCUAUUUGUGGAUGGCAUGGUCUCGGCGCUCGAGUGGGACGUUGAUGGAAAGAAGAUGGCACGCAUGAUUAGGAAGAGGAGGGAUCGAUGUCCGAAACGAAUCACGCCUUAAGGGUGUACUGACAUUAGUGUUGCUCAGUAACGACGUUGCUACGCUAGUGGCGUUGAGCGCGCGCAUUUACAUAACACGGAGUUCGUCAUUUGCAAGCUUUCCUGAAGUAAAAGAAACAACAGUUUGCGUUUCAAUUUCCCAAAAAUUGACUUCAAGUUGAUAUCAGCCUUUACGGGUGAUAAUAUUUCCCAUAUUUUGUGAAAACGAAGAUUCAGCUGAGAUUUAUUCAAGCCAACCUUUUUGAAGCCAAAGUUUUCAAUUUUCACUACCUGCGCGCGCUGCAAACACCGGUUGCAAACGCUCGCGCACGCACUGAAAAUCUUAUUUCAAAGUAGCGCGCGCUGUAUCAGAAUUUUAAAAUACUUUUUCAAUUUUCAUCAUGACACGACGGAUAUCGUUCCUUUGAAGUGUAAAUACCACGAAACACUAUUGGAAUUUGUUUUCAAACUUUAUUUCAAUUUCAUCAUGUGAGAUAUCAGUGUGUCUGAGCAGGCCGAAUGUGCACGCGCGGGCUUUGUUUCACCUUCGGUUCUGCGUUUUCUAAAAAAAGCUUUUUUGUCGCCAAAUUAUUUCAAAACUCAAUAUUUUUCUGUAUCCUUUUUUUUAUUAAAACCUCCUUCAUAAAGCCAAGCACGUUAAUCUAACAGAAACCAAAAUUAUAUCAAAUAAUCUGGAUUUCAGGACCUUUGAAAAAUCAUAAAAAACAAUUACUCAAUCAUUUCUAAAACGCAUGCUUGGCUUAAUACACCCAUCCCUCAAGAUUCAAUAUUUGUUUUCGAGCAAAAUUACUUUUAAUAUUUGCUUUUAUUUGUAUCUAUGACGUCACAUUAUGACGUCACGGGGCAACGUCAUUUUAAUAGUCAGCACACUUUUGUUGGUCAACUUGGCAAAUAUCAGUCCCUUAUGACUUUCUAAAAGGCUUUUAUGCUAUAUUCACUUUUCCUUAGCAACAGAUGUCAGUACACCCUUAAAGGGGUAGAGGGGUGGUGGGGGGAAAGAAUUGUGCCUCGAAGUAGGGAAAGGGGGGGUAAAAAUCAAGCCUUGAAUGAGAUGAGAAAGAAUUGCGCCUUGCAUCGUUUUGGGGUCUGGUAUCGAGGAAACUUUCUUUUCUUUGUUUCUUCUCAAUUGACUGCUGGUCACUUUUCCUGUUUUUCUCUUCUGAUUGCAAGUCAUAUAACCUGCGAAACGACAACUUCGGAGAGUAUUAAAAAAAUUAUGCCUUAAGGGAGUCCAGAAUUCAACCGGUGUUCUACUUGGUUUUCAACUCUUUGUUAUUUGCAGGGAAGUGAUGGCGCUAUUCACCAGUACCCCUAAGGCAUUAUUUGGUGCCUUAACAACGGCAUUUUAUUGUUUUGUAAUAUGUAAUACUUUCUAUAAUAAAACUUGAUAUAUACAUUUA
Molecule: messenger RNA, 2675 nt
Organism: Nematostella vectensis (starlet sea anemone)
Lineage: Eukaryota; Metazoa; Cnidaria; Anthozoa; Actiniaria; Edwardsiidae
Exons: 6
Coding region: 317-1276 (319 amino acids)
Molecular function (GO): protein binding
Source: RefSeq, a predicted model, not a curated record